AUGGGAGCAACGAAUUCCACGUUUCAGGAAGAUGAUUCGGAACCUAUUGAGGUGGCAGUUGCCACAGGGAAGCAGCUUACCGACUGGGAAUUUCUUCGCUCCAGCAUUGUGGGGCGGCACUAUGGCCUGGAUGCCGCGGCUCUGGAGAGCUACAGCCAUGCUGGGGUCCUUGUUCAACAGCUGCCCUCGAAAAUUUCACCUCACAGAUCUAGUGAAGACUCGGGAAGACACGGUCUCUCUUCAGAUUUACCUGAACAGACUCGACGGAAAACGUUGUCUCACUGCCGCGGAGAAGUCUUUUCGCCCUCUCCGGGUGUUUUAUCCAUCUCUCGCGCCCUCUCUCCGUCAGCCAGGUACAAUGCGUCGUGUCUCGGCAGGCGCUCGACCAUUGCGCGAGAAGGCCGGACUCUCAACAGGAAGCUGGCCUCUGCACACAUGAACUGUCUCAUCGGGGGACACGCGGCGGAGGUCAGCGACGCCUCGCCUCCAUCUGUAGAGGACGAAGGUGGCAGCACAAGGGCGCCGAGUUUCGAAGAUAUUCUCAACAGUUCAAAGCAGACUCCGUGUCCCAUCCUGUACACAGCUGACAGGCCCCGAAGCUUGCCUCAAGGAGGCAAGAAGCGUCGAUCGGCGACGGCUAAGACUCCCCAAACGGAGAGGACUCUGACUUGCGUCGAGAGUACCUCCGCUUUGUUUGGCGGCUGCACGCGUUCCACCGCAGGCUCGCUUGCGGAGAGUGGGACCCGUCAUGGUGUGACAAACACUCGCGACACGAGGCCGGAUGCAUUCUUGGAUCAGGCUUUUUGCGGGGACUACGUUCGUUCGGUCUCCCUUCGUUUGCCUGUCAGCUCUGAGAAAAAAACCAUCUCGGGGAGUGCCUUUUUCGCGGCCGGGGAACUUUUCGAGACUUCGCCAACGGCUUUCUACAGGCCAGGGAGGCGCGUCUGUGAACCAGAGCGGCGUCCACUUGGCAGCGGAGAAGAAAAAGCAGCCUGUUCGCCCCCCCCCACUGCCACCGGGCCCUCCGACAAGCGGUGCUGGUGUUCGUUUCAGUCGGAGGAACUCCCCCACUCUUCCUCCGUUGUCUUCUUGGGCUCUCCAGGCUGGCCGUCGCACGCGGUUCCACUUCGUCUGCUUCUGCAUGUCGCCCCCGAAAUACCCCCAUCCUCUCUGCCGCCUCUCCCCCACAGCGACCGCAGAGGGACGCGCUGUCUCAUAAACCAUAGCCCGGUUGUCGCGCUGCUGCACACGCUGCAUUUGCUUCAGCGCCGUGUGCAGGCAGACGAGGCGUCUCGGGGCAAGCGGAAAGAGGGGCGCGAUGCUAGCCCUUUUCUUCCACGCUCGUUUUUCACAUUCGGUGGGGAGUCAACAACGGAUGGAGGCGGCAAGCGUCUGUCUCAUGAUGCUGUCUCUGCCAAGAGAGAGACGCUCUCGAGCCUCGUCCAGGAGGAAGGCGAGACAGCUACCUCACAGGUUUCCCCCUCUCGAUUUCCACUCCCCCCACCUGGAGGAAAACGGGGUAGCGCCGUCUCUGAGCCACAGAUUUGGGAUGCAGACGGCCCGGUCUCUUCCAGGGGGUGCCUAAGUCCAGCGGCAGAAAACAGCGCUUCAGGACAUCUUUGUGUCUCGCGUGCUUUUCUUCCAGUGCGCCUCCCUACAGAGUCUGCUGUCGCACAGAUCCUCUUCGGCCCCAUGGCGCUUGCGCAGCUGGCUAGCUCGGGUCGCCGUCAAGAAGAUACGGCCGAGAAGGCGCCAAAGAGGUCCCCGCUACCCGGGGAGGCUUCGGAGAGGCUCAGAUCUGAAGAGCGGAAGUUGCUUGCCGGCGACAGCCGUCCUUCGACUGCUCUAGGCCCGCGCAUCGCGUUCUGUUCGCUUCCGUGUGUGGCACUCUUCGUGCUUCAGCACUUCCGGGCUGAGGCAUACUACUUGGCGCCCCGUCUCGCACUGGAGGGGCUGCUCAACGCCGGAUUGCUUUUUCUCUUUAGGGGUAUCUCGUGUCCAGCGUUUUUGCCGUCGCAGACGUGCAUAGAAGCCUGGGAAGACAAUCAGACGCAGCGAGACGAAGAAGAACUUCACCGUGCGCCGAGCGAAGACGGGCAGACCGGAGAGCAGUGCCGAAGCCUGUGGUUUGUCUCUCCUGCGGAGCUAGGCCUCGACGAGCCUCUUGAGGAUGGGCCUGUUGGCGGAGAGGCGGGGUCGCUGAAAGAAGGAAGUCGCCGUCCGCGAGGGGGGCGGGACGCCUCCGCCAGGAAAGAAGAAAAGAAGCCAAAAGCUGCCGCGUGUCAGGCUCCCGUCGCCAAGGUCGGUAGCACGUCCUCUGGUGUGCAGAAGGUAACGCACACGGCGGUAUGCAAGCGAACGCUUUUCGAGUCGUCCACGAGAACUCAACAUGCCUUCUUUUCCGCGCAGCCGUCGUCGAGUCCGAGUCGCGGGUUGCGUCUGAAUGGUAGCGUACAGGCGAGGUGCGGGGGGGACGAGUGCGUGAGCGACCCCUGCGGGCCUCGUUCCUUUGCCUUUGCCUCAGUCGACACGCAGUCCGCGGCGGCUGCGCCCUCCUGUCUGCGCAGGGGAAAGAAGACCCCCCUGAUUUCUUUUGUGUCGUCCUCGUCUGCCUCCUCGCUCUCGCUCGCCCUCGAUGUCGAGGUCUACGAUGACUCCAACGACGAGGCCACGGGUCGCGACGAAUGGGAUACGACGGCCGCGAACUCUGCCGCGGCUCUGUCUCUCCAGAAGAGACCAGAGAAGCUUUCACAGUUCAGGGAGCAAACCGGAGGAGGGGCGAAAACGGAAGAGGACGCGCCUACGUCUCCCGCCACAUCUGCUAGCCCUGGGCGAGACCCUGCGGCAUUGGCCCCCGGCAGUCCCCAGUCCCCAGCGUCUGCAUCUGCUGCUUUUCUGAAUGGCUCCCGCGUGUCGACAGAAGGCCAGCCGCUGAACAACAGACAAACUGCCUUCGUGGUAGGCAUGCCGCAGCUCGACUGGAUGUGUGGGCACUUCGCUAUGGCCGUCGCUCUUGGUGGCUUCGCUCACGAGUUCACCGCUUGUCUCAGUCGCCGCCGACGCCUCCGGCGCGGGCCUGUGCCUCUUUGUUCCCCUCUUUCGGCCGUUCCACAGUUCGCUCUACUUGCUUCUUCACGCAUGCCACCACGCCAGAGUUCUCGUUCUCACUCUCAUUCUGUCGAGGAUGAACUUGGCACCUUUCGUCUGGCGGUAGAGAGACUCCAAGAGGCGCAGGAAGAAAAGCGAGAUUACUUUAUCACGCACGCUCAUCCGCCUCCAGUCAAUCUGUCGCUUCGCCGCACUGUGGCAAAGCACACCGGGCGUCAGUCGCGCACGCAGGCUCUGAAUCGGUGCGGCGACGGCGAGGGAGACGAAAACGAGCCCAGAGACCGAGGAUCGGGAGAAGAGCUGAGGAGGCUGAGGAGCGGGAACCUCGACGAGGUUGAAGACAAACAGAGGCUCGAGCCUGGCGGCGGCCGGGAGCGAGGACUGUCAGCGGAGCCGCGGGCCUCGCAGAAAAGCGUAGGACAGAGCGAGGCAGAGAAAGAAGAGCGACGCCAGUGGAAAAGGCGACAGAAAUUCUACGAAGAACGCAGCGGCCUGACCGCCGCCAUGGCUGUCUACUGGCAACUGCAGGAGGACUUCGAGGUCUGCUCGCGGUACAGGCAGCGAACAAGUGGAAAGGUCAACGGUGGAGGGGCAGCCCAAGACGAGGCGCCUCCUACUCCGUCUUCGGGUGAAGAUAGAAGCAGGUCAAAAGGAGCCUCUGACGCUAGAGAGUUCCACGUUUUCCUAGUCGACGGCACGUGCCGCAGCGAAUUCGGAAAAAGCAGGCGCGCGCGAACCCAAGACAGCAAAGACUCUCGGGCGUCAAAAGGCGAAGCCUGCCGGGACGGCGACGGGGCUGCCCUUGCGCCACUCUCCCAGGGGUCGCCGCGGGCGGCGUCUGCAGGGGAAUGGGCAGCGUGCAGCCAGGCAGAGGCGCUGCCGGGGGGCGGUAGCGGCUCGGGCAGUGCGGACGCCGAGGCUUCCGGUUUCGCAGCCAAGGAACGCCGAACGGGAACGGAAAGAGAUGCCAAGGCGGCUCUCAGGAAGGACGGGCCGCGACGAGGCCGCAGUCCGCAGGACCAUGAAGUGGAGGCGGCCUCGCCUGCUGUCUCUCAGUUUAAUUUAUGGAGCUGCGCGGCGCACUCCAGAGCGACGUCGGCAUCUCUGACGGCAGGCAGAGGCAGCGAAGAUGAAGACUGCCGAGCGACGACGCCUUUGCGCCAUUCUGGCCCGGAUUCUUCGCGCGGCGCAGGAGGAGAAGGAGCGGAAGCGCUGGACGGGGGCGACGGCCCUCCCGGCAGCAGCAAGGAGACUCUUGCGAAGCGCAGAGCGCCAAGGAAAGUUCGGGUUGAGUCUGGGCCGCCUUCGCCCUCGCCGAAGCGCGACUUGGCACGCGAAACCGGGAAAAAUGAAAGAGGCAGUGUGUCAUCGGGGGGCGCAGCCUCGCCAGAAGAGGGCAGAAGAGACGACGAACGAAGGCUGACCGAAAACGGGGACGAAAUAGCUCAUGUAUUCUUGAAGCUUCACACAGUCCUCGCGCUUCUCGAGAUUCCCGUCGAAGGCGCAAACCCGGCGAAAAUUGAGGCGGUUCAGAAGGAACUCGGAAAGCACGGGGAGACUGCAUUUCACUGGAUCUGCUUCACGCCGAUCUCUGUCUCCUCGCCUCCUGCGUCUCUCGAUCCCGCCUCGUCCAAGCCCGUCCAGGGCCUGCAGGCGUCGUGUCGGUUGUCUGGUCAAUCUACGCGUGCAGCUGACACUUCUGCGUCGGUUCUCAGCCCGUCGGCGCUCGCGGAGGAGGGUGCGGCUGAGAGAGCAGGCUCUGAGGCGGCGGUACAGCCUCGCGCCUCGUCGCCGGCAGGGCGGCGACGGGGGCCCCGAACUGCUGAGGAAGGGACGCAGAGAGAGGCGAAAGGAACGCGGAUCGGUGGUGCAGAAAGGAGGGGCGAUUCGAUUGGUGACGCGGCGGCCGAGAAGCAGGUGGAACCGCCGGCAAGUCUCCACCCCAGUGGCAAACCCGUGGAGAGAUUCUAUUGGUUUUCGUGUUCGAUGGGGCCUGGUGACGCACCCCCCUACGCGCCUUUCACUCGGUGCUCUGUGUUGCUCGCCUUCUCAGCAAGUCGUGUGUGGGAGAUCCUCGCUAGCGCCGGGGCUCCGUCGUCCUCGACAGUUGUUGUUCUCGAAGAAGUCGUCGAGAGCGGCGCGGGGGGGAGCGGCAUUUAA
This is a messenger RNA of Besnoitia besnoiti, 5268 nucleotides long. RefSeq lists its product as uncharacterized. Bases 1 to 5268 code for a protein of 1755 amino acids. NCBI's taxonomy places the organism in Eukaryota, Apicomplexa, Conoidasida, Eucoccidiorida, Sarcocystidae. The record is from RefSeq and is a predicted model, not a curated record. The transcript is spliced from 4 exons.